AUGGCCGACGAGAUUGACGUUCUAGACACCGAAUCCCCCCUUGACAAUCAGCUGCCAUGUUGCAGCUACCGAGUACACGAGCCUAUUGUUAUACGAGGUGUUGGACGACUUACUAUGUAAGCUUUUAUAAUAUUUUUUAAUUUAGUGCUUUACUAUAGACGUAUUGUAACUUUGGCAUGUUUAUUCUACUCUAGCCUACCCUACCCAGUCUACCGUACCCUACCCUAACCCUUUCCCUACUCUAGCUUUAAAAAAUUUUACUACGUCAUCUUUCACUACAAUAUUAACCAUAAACAUUGUUUCAGGUUCGGGUUGAGUUCCCAGUUUGACGCCGACUUUCCGACCGCAUUGACCGGUCGGUUGGCACCAGAAGAACUCCGUGACACAAUGCAACGAAUCAAUUAUGUUUUGCAAAAGAAAAUGCACUCCCAUAUCUGCUGGCUGGUUUGCGGAGUCAUGUUUUGUUGUUGUACAUUGGGCUGCUCGUUUUGGCCGCUCAUUUGCAUGAGUCGUAGGGUGGGUUUUAGAACAAGUUUAAAAAUCCAUUUUUUUCAAAAAAUAUAGAAAUUUUGAAAUUUUCAGACAAUUUUUGCGUUGGAAAAAGCAUUGGAUUAUGAAAACCAACAGCUUUACAACCGCCUAGGCCUGCAUUGGCGUUUGGCCAGAAAACCGGUCGAACACAGCUCUCGACUCACCGAAUAUGUACUUUUACUCGAGACCCUACCCAAAAUGCCCUUAAUGUUACCGGAUUAA
Molecule: messenger RNA, 753 nt
Organism: Bursaphelenchus okinawaensis
Lineage: Eukaryota; Metazoa; Nematoda; Chromadorea; Rhabditida; Aphelenchoididae
Source: the annotation of a GenBank genome assembly